AUGAUUAUCACCACGGGACUCGAUUACCUCCGGACAAAGACUGUCGUUGAUUGCGAUACGUUGGAUGAGCAGGUCACCAAAACCUACGGCCCAUUCGUCGACUGCACAUCUAACCAGGCCAUCGCACACGGCGAACUAUCCAAACCCGAAAACGCGGCUCUAAAAGCAGACUCCCUCGUCGAAGCGGGAAGGCUUCUGUCGAGGUUUGAGGGUGUUGAUGUUUAUGAGUUGGGUGUUGAGAUUGCUAUGGUCAAACUAGCCCUCAAAAUCCACCCACACAUCACCGGCCACGUCCACAUCCAGACGAACCCGUAUUACUCGUAUUCAACGGAGAAAACCAUCGUUAAUGCCCUACGAAUCGUACAGCUAUUUCAAUACUUUGAACCAGAAUUCGAACAGACUCGCAUCUGCAUAAAAAUCCCAGCAACAUGGGAAGGCCUAACAGCAUGCCGCGUUCUCGAAGCAGUGGGUGUGCAUACAUUAGCUACCACGCUGUUUAGCAUGGCGCAGGCUGUGCGCGCUGCGAAGGUGGGAUGUACAUACGUUGCGCCGUAUAUUAAUCAGUUGAGGGUGCAUUUUGAGAUUGGGUUUACCGAUCCCAACAAACUCCUCCCGUUGUGCGUGGAGAUACAGAAAUACUACGAAUCCAUCAACGCCAAAACACGCGUCCUACCCGCUAGUCUCACUUCUACAUCAGAGAUCUAUGCCCUAGCGGGUGUGGACCAUAUUACUAUUGCACCAGGGUUGUUGGCGCAGCUAGCGGAGGCUAAUUCUACUCCGGAGGUGGAGUCGCUUUUUGAUGUUGGCGCUGCUGCUGGGACUGGUGGAAAGGGAGAGUCGUGUGUGAACGACGAGUCUGCGUAUCGGAUGGCGUUUACGAGGGAUUUGCAUGGGGCAAGUGAGGAGAAGUUGUCGCAGGCGAUCAACUUGUUCUGCGAUAUGCAGGAUAAGAUGGUUCAGAUUAUGAAGCACGGGUCUACAGGGUGGAUAUGUUGA
Molecule: messenger RNA, 996 nt
Organism: Aspergillus glaucus CBS 516.65
Lineage: Eukaryota; Fungi; Ascomycota; Eurotiomycetes; Eurotiales; Aspergillaceae
Product: transaldolase family protein
Exons: 8
Coding region: 1-996 (331 amino acids)
Biological process (GO): pentose-phosphate shunt, non-oxidative branch; carbohydrate metabolic process
Cellular component (GO): intracellular anatomical structure
Molecular function (GO): transaldolase activity
Source: RefSeq, a predicted model, not a curated record